ACUAAGUUCGUUGUAGUUGUACAACCUUACCACUACCUCUUCUCUUUCAAUUUUUCAUGUCCAUUUCAAACAUUUUUAUAUAAAUAAACAAACUAUUGCUCUCAGCAUAACAGCACUGUCACACAAAAAUCCUUUCACAGCACCGUGUGUUUGUUCUUCUAAGAGAUUUGUCUUGUUUUCCUGCUCUCCGAAUUCGUUUCUUCUUCUGUUUUUGCUUGUGUUACUUUCAUUCUUGUCUUCGAUAUUUUCCAGUUUCCACUGUUUGUGUAUCCCAGUAAUUAAAUGUAACUGCAAUCUCUUACUCUUCCUUCUUUGGUUUGCUGCAAUCUGCUCUUGUUCCUUUUUUAAGUCUCCUUGCAGAAAAUGUAAAUUUGAUUUCAGAUUAAGGUACCCUUUUUCUUUUCAAUCAAUGCCCAAAUCUUCAAAAGUCUUCUGAACCUUUUCCAUUGUGGUCUCAGUCAUGGAAUCUCGUUAAUCUAUGUCAGAUUCCCAUCUGGGUCUAACUGCCUCAUCUUUGACUUUUGUGUUCUGUUGAUGAACAUUCUUCUCAGUGCUUCUAAAUUGUAGCAAAUGCAGGUUGUGAAGAUGGGUUUUCGUUAGUUGUGUUGGAUUGCCCUCCAUAUCUAUACCUCAAAAACUGAAAUUUGAUUAACCUUAGUUUGAGUGUAUUAACUGUACCAUGUAACUGAAUGCUACCAAUCUGCUUCUACUUGUUGUUUUUGGAAUAAUUUUGGUCUCUAUGGAUAGCAUAUGGAGGGUAAAGUAGAGAAAGGGGUGGUUUAAUUUGGAUCUAGGCUUUGUCAUGGCUGAACGCUAGUUUUCAGCUUUGUGGAGAGUGUCUACUCUUCUUGUCUAGUGUUGACUAUAGCAUAAAAUUUCUAAUAUUCUUUGAGUUUCUCUUGGAUAUGUAAUCCAAUUCCUUUUUGUCCAAUUACUGACUUGUUCUUUUGUUACUCAUAACAAUACAUCCAAAGUUGUUCAUAAAUUAUUUCAAAUGUAAAUUCUUCAACUUGAUUCAUUUAUUCAAUUUAACAAUCAAAAAAUGAGCAUACCUUCUUCCAGCUUUCCUGUUUAGGCUGAUAUUAUGUAGGAUUCUGGUAUCCCUGCCCAGAGUUAUAUUGAUAUCUUCACUUAUGCAACUUUAAUCACUAUGUAAACCUCUAGAGCUCCUUCCAAGUACAUGAUUUUCUUUUUCUUGUUUCUAUCUUUUACCCUAUUAAACAAAAUUUAAGAUCAAUAUCAGUUCCUUGGUAUUCCAAGGCUUUCAUGGAAGAAACAUUUGUUCCCUUCCGUGGGAUUAAGAAUGACCUCAAAGCAAGAAUUACUUGCUACAGACAAGAUUGGACCAGUGGAUUCCAAGCAGGAAUCAGGAUCCUUGCCCCAACUACAUACAUAUUUUUUGCUUCUGCAAUUCCUGUUAUUUCUUUUGGGGAGCAACUGGAGAGAAAUACUGAUGGAAGUCUCACUGCUGUGCAGACUCUUGCAUCAACAGCACUCUGCGGUAUCAUCCACUCAAUCAUUGGAGGGCAGCCUCUCCUCAUACUCGGCGUGGCCGAGCCGACAGUUCUGAUGUAUACAUUCAUGUAUAACUUUGCUAAAGAUCGCAAGGAUUUGGGACACAAACUAUUCCUACCUUGGACUGGAUGGGUGUGUGUUUGGACUGCCUUGUUGCUCUUCUUGCUGGCUAUUCUUGGUGCCUGCUCCAUUAUCAAUAGAUUCACACGCCUUGCUGGUGAAUUAUUUGGUCUGCUAAUUGCAAUGCUCUUUAUGCAGCAGGCUAUAAAGGGACUUGUAGAAGAGUUUGGUGCUCCCAAGAACCAGAGAGAAGGCACCAAUCAGAUUGCACUCCAAUCAUCUUGGCUGUUUGGCAAUGGAAUGUUUGCUUUGGUUUUGUCAUUUGGUCUUCUUUUUACUGGUCUACAAAGCCGCAAAGCUAGAUCCUGGCGUUACGGGACAGGUUGGCUACGGGGAUUUAUAACUGAUUAUGGAGUCCCAUUAAUGGUUCUCAUAUGGACUGGUGUGUCUUACAUACCAGUCAAUGAGGUUCCAAGGGGAAUCCCUAGGAGACUUUUUAGUCCAAACCCAUGGUCUCCUGGUGCAUACUCAAAUUGGACUGUUGUCAAGGAAAUGUUGAAUGUGCCCCCUUUGUAUAUUGUUGGAGCAUUUAUUCCAGCAACUAUGAUUGCUGUGCUUUACUACUUUGAUCAUAGUGUUGCAUCACAACUUGCUCAGCAGAAGGAGUUCAAUCUAAGAAAACCCCCAUCUUAUCAUUAUGACUUGCUGCUCUUGGGCUUCUUGACCAUAUUGUGUGGGCUUAUUGGAAUCCCUCCUUCCAAUGGUGUGAUCCCACAAUCUCCGAUGCAUACAAAGAGCUUAGCUACUCUAAAACAUCAGCUUUUACGGAAUAAGCUUGUAUCUACUGCACGAAAAAGCAUGCGGAGAAAUGUUAACUUGAGCCAGUUAUACCAAAAUAUGAAAGAAGCAUAUGAUGAAAUGCAGACUCCAUUGGUUCCCCAAAUGCCACCAACCUUGGGGCUGAAAGAACUGAAGGAAUCUACCAUUGAACUGGCUUCCAGUCAAGGAUAUAUUGAUGCCCCUGUUGAUGAGGUUGUCUUUGAUGUGAAUAAGGAUGUUGAUGACCUUUUGCCAGUUGAAGUUAAAGAGCAGCGUCUCAGCAAUCUGCUGCAGGCAUUGAUGGUUGCGGCUUGUGUUGCUGCUAUGCCCCUUUUGAAGAAGAUACCAACUUCAGUGCUUUGGGGUUACUUUGCCUUCAUGGCAAUUGAAAGCUUGCCAGGAAAUCAGUUUUGGGAGAGAAUAUUGUAUCUGUUCACUGCUCCUAGUCGAAGAUACAAACUGCUGGAGGAAUACCAUGCCACCUUUGUUGAGACCGUGCCCUUCAAAACAGUUGCCAUGUUUACCGUGUUCCAGACAGUAUACUUGCUUCUCUGCUUUGGCAUAACAUGGAUACCAAUUGCCGGGGUUCUUUUCCCAUUGUUAAUCAUGCUUCUUGUUCCAGUACGGCAAUAUUUUCUUCCAAGGUUCUUUAAAGGUGCGCAUCUUCAAGAGUUGGACGCAGCAGCAUAUGAGGAAGCACCUGCCAUUGCUUUCAACAUGUCCUUUGAAGGUCCAAGUAACCAGGCACCAACAAUCAAUGUGAGUGGUGGGGAGAUUCUAGAUGAAAUCAUCACAAGGAGUCGUGGAGAGAUUCGGCGCACUCAAAGCCCCAAAACAACAAGUUCAACUCCAACUUCAACAGGAGACAUAAGACCAGCUAAUAGCCCUCAUCUAGCAAGAAGGAUUCCCAGCCCUCGAGUUACUGAAUUGAGAGGGGAAAGCAGCCUCGGACCAACUGGGAAGGAGAUCAAGCUAACGCAAACGCCUAGUCCAAGGUCACCAGCUCUUGGAAAACUUACCAAAGAUUCACCUUCAUCCUAAAAUAUUGUGUCAACUAAGUGGUGCUCUAGAGGUCAUGAACUUGGUUUUAAGUUUGUCAUAAAUUGUUGUUGUUGUUGUUGUCGUCUCUUUUUACCUUAUGGUUUUUCAUUUGUUGUUUGAUUGCAACAUUCUUAGCAAUAUAAAAUGGGCAGGGAUGGUAUUGGAUGUUAGUACUUCUUAA
Messenger RNA from Cajanus cajan (pigeon pea), 3616 nucleotides. Its product is annotated as putative boron transporter 2. Gene Ontology annotation, biological process: transmembrane transport; monoatomic anion transport; monoatomic ion homeostasis. The record is from RefSeq and is a predicted model, not a curated record. Gene Ontology annotation, cellular component: plasma membrane. NCBI's taxonomy places the organism in Eukaryota, Viridiplantae, Streptophyta, Magnoliopsida, Fabales, Fabaceae. Gene Ontology annotation, molecular function: solute:inorganic anion antiporter activity.